AUGACGACGAAGGUGUCAUCCAAAUACCGCGCAGAGAAUUUCGGUCUGUGGUGUUGGAAGACCAGCGACUCCAGCCACUGUAGGACCGCCUUAGUUAUAAGUCCCGAAAUCGGUGAAUUCAUUGGUGUCUCCUUUCACCUGCUCUUACAUUGUUCCGUCAAACGUGAAGUACGUCCGGAGACAGAACUUCAGGAGCUGGGGGAUUUGGGCAGGUCCAAGGUGAUUCUCCUUCUCAUGUUAUUUGCUUAG
Dibothriocephalus latus is the source of this 249-nucleotide messenger RNA. The record is from the annotation of a GenBank genome assembly. Lineage: Eukaryota; Metazoa; Platyhelminthes; Cestoda; Diphyllobothriidea; Diphyllobothriidae.